This is a messenger RNA of Sciurus carolinensis (gray squirrel), 1789 nucleotides long. It is a transcript of the gene Sdr42e2, whose product is annotated as short chain dehydrogenase/reductase family 42E, member 2. The transcript is spliced from 12 exons. The coding region runs from base 146 to 1789 and encodes 547 amino acids. Gene Ontology annotation, biological process: steroid biosynthetic process. The record is from RefSeq and is a predicted model, not a curated record. Gene Ontology annotation, molecular function: 3-beta-hydroxy-Delta5-steroid dehydrogenase (NAD+) activity. NCBI's taxonomy places the organism in Eukaryota, Metazoa, Chordata, Mammalia, Rodentia, Sciuridae.
CCACGCCCUGUCCCGCCCUCCGGAGCAGGUGCUGCGCAGGCGGCGCCCGGCUUGGCGCGGAGACCCGAGCCGCGCAGGGAGCACGCAGCGCCGCGGGAGCCCGGGCCAGGUGGACCACUUCUUGGCCUGCAUGGCUCUGUAGAGGAUGAAGCCCAAUUCCACAGGCUCCUCCCCAGAGGCCUGCAAAGCCGCAGGCCAGGGCGAGAAGACCUGCCCCGUCUGCCAGGCCUGGGGAGGGCUCUCAGGUCCAGGGUCUGGUGUAGGGUCUGGUGUAGGGCCUGGUUCAGGGAUUGGACCAGGACCUGGUGCUCUUGUAGGGCCUGGACCAGGGCCUGGUGUGGUUCUGGGGCCUGGGCCAAGAGCUGGUGCUGCUCAAGGGCCCAGUGUGGUUCCAGAGCCUGGGCUGGGAGCUGGUGUGGUUCCAGGGCCUGGACUGGGCGCUAGUGCUGUCCUGGGACCUGGGCCAGGAGCUGGGUCAGUACCCGGGCCAGGAGCUGCACCAUCACCAGGGACUGGGCCCAGACGAGGGUCUGGGACUGGACCCAAACCCAGCGAGUCAACAACCCCAGCACCAGCACUGCAGCAGAAGACUCAACCCAAACCUACUCAGGCCCCCAGGCAGAAGGUUCUGGUGACAGGAGGAGGAGGCUACCUGGGCUUCAGCCUGGGUACCAGCCUGGCCAAGAGUGGCACUUCUGUCAUCCUGCUUGAUCUGCGCAGACCCCAGUGGGAACUGUCCCCAGGGACUGAGUUCAUCCAGGCUGAUGUCCGAGAUGAGGAAGCCCUGUACCGCGCCUUGGAAGGGGUGGGCUGUGUCUUUCACGUGGCCUCCUAUGGAAUGUCCGGUGCUGAGAAGCUGCAAAAAGAGCAGAUUGAAUCUAUAAAUGUCGGAGGCACCAAACUAGUGAUCGAUGUCUGUGUCCGCCGGAGGGUCCCGAGGCUCAUCUACACCAGCACCGUCAACGUGGCAUUUGGCGGGAAGCCCAUAGAGCAGGGCAAUGAGGACUCUGUGCCAUACUUCCCACUGGACCAGCACCUGGACCACUACUCCCGAACCAAAGCCAUCGCCGACCAGUUGACCCUCAUGGCCAACGGGACACCGCUCCCAGGAGGGGGUAUCCUUCGGACCUGUGUGCUGCGGCCCCCAGGGAUCUACGGCCCUGAAGAGCAGAGGCACCUACCCCGCGUGGCGGGCCACAUCAAGAGGAGGCUGUUCGUGUUCCGAUUUGGGGACCGCAGGGCACGGAUGAACUGGGUCCACGUGCGCAAUCUGGUGCAGGCUCACGUGCUGGCGGCAGAGGCCCUCACCGCGGCCAAGGGCUACGCGGCCAGCGGGCAGGCCUACUACAUCAAUGACGGGGACAGCGUCAACCUCUUUGAAUGGAUGGCACCACUGUUUGAGAAGCUGGGGUACCGCCAGCCAUGGAUCCAGGUGCCUACUUCCUGGGUUUACCUGGCAGCCACCGUGAUGGAGUACCUGCACCUGAUCCUGCGGCCUGUCUGCAGUGUCCCCCCGCUGCUCACUCGAAGCGAGGUGCACAGCGUGGCAGUGACGCACACCUUCCAGAUCGCCAAGGCCCGGGCUCAGCUGGGCUACUCUCCUGACAAGUUCAGCUUCGCUGACGCUGUGGAGCAAUACCUGCAGUCCACGACCAGGCAGCCCAGCAGCUCCACAGCGCGGACGCUCCUGCGCCUGCUGCUCGGGCUGCUGCUUCUCCUUGGCCUGCUUGGCCUUGCCCUGCACUUCCUAGGCCUGCAGCCUUUGCAGGUGACCGUGCAGCACCUCUGA